Molecule: messenger RNA, 2079 nt
Organism: Penicillium angulare
Lineage: Eukaryota; Fungi; Ascomycota; Eurotiomycetes; Eurotiales; Aspergillaceae
Product: tRNA modification protein MTO1
Exons: 2
Coding region: 1-2079 (692 amino acids)
Biological process (GO): tRNA wobble uridine modification; tRNA methylation
Cellular component (GO): cytosol
Molecular function (GO): flavin adenine dinucleotide binding
Source: RefSeq, a predicted model, not a curated record
AUGGCGUUUAGAGCUCGGCCCGUGGCUUUGCUGCGCCCACGCAUUGGGCUCCGCUUGCCAAUUCGCACAAUUCGGGGGUUAGCAACGGUUUCCGACGGCUCACGGCCCUACGAUGUCGUUGUUAUCGGAGGUGGGCAUGCUGGUUCAGAGGCAUGUGCCGCUGCUGCUCGCUCUGGCGCGCGCACUGCACUUGUGACUCCCUCAUUAUCGAAUAUCGGCGUGUGUUCGUGCAAUCCCAGUUUCGGCGGAAUCGGCAAGGGUACAAUGAUCCGCGAGGUAGAUGCAAUGGAUGGAGUUGCCGGACGAAUCAUCGACAAGGCGGGUAUCAUGUUCCGUGUACUGAACCGCUCGAAGGGUCAUGCUGUUUGGGGACCGCGCGCGCAAAUCGACCGUGAUCUUUACCGGAAGUAUAUGACGGACGAGUUGGUUGGUACCGAGAACUUGAGCAUUUUGGAGGGGAAAGUGGCGGAUAUAGUCAUUUCCAAAGACGAAAUUGGAGAGACACCUGGUGCAGCACAGGGCAAGAUUGUUGGCGUGCGAUUGGAAUCUGGCGAGGUUAUUCCUACUGGGCGUGUGGUCAUUACAACAGGGACGUUCCUGGGUGGUGAGAUUCACAUUGGUCUUGAGACUUUCCCGUCCGGUCGUAUGGGAGAAGCUCCCACAUAUGGACUCAGCAAGUCCCUCCGUGACGCAGGGUUCUCCCUGGGGCGCUUGAAGACUGGCACCCCACCACGAUUGGACAUGAAGUCCAUUGAUUUCUCUGCUCUAGAGGUUCAACACGGCGAUUCUCCUCCACACCCAUUUUCUUAUAUGAACAAAACUGUUCAAGUUGGUGACGAAGGCCAGUUGACGUGCUGGAUGACCCAUACAAACGAAGAUACACAUGAUAUCAUCCGAGCGAAUCUGGACAAGUCUAUCCAUAUUCGAGAGACUGUUCGAGGCCCCCGAUAUUGCCCAUCGUUGGAAUCGAAAAUCAUGCGGUUCAAAGACAAAACACAGCAUCAAAUUUGGCUCGAGCCAGAAGGCUUCGCUCCUAAUGAAGUGGUUUAUCCCAACGGAAUUUCAAUGACCGUUCCAGCAGAUGCGCAGUACGCCAUGCUACGAACUGUACGGGGUCUCGAGAAUGUGAAUAUGCUUCAACCUGGUUAUGGCGUGGAAUACGACUACAUCGACCCGCGCAAUCUUCGACAAACAUUAGAAACUAAGCUUAUCAGCGGUCUCUACCUUGCUGGUCAGAUCAAUGGUACAACUGGCUACGAAGAAGCAGCCGGCCAGGGUAUUAUUGCCGGCAUUAAUGCUGGUCUAGCAUCACAAAACAGACAACCUAUGACCCUCACGCGAUCCGACGGCUUCAUUGGUAUCAUGAUCGAUGACCUCAUCACAAAGGGCGUGUCUGAGCCGUACCGCAUGUUUACUAGUCGAAGCGAGUACCGAAUUUCUACACGAUCUGACAAUGCCGAUCUCCGCUUAACACGCAUGGCUCGUGAGGCUGGUGCUGUCUCCAACAACCGUUGGAAGCAUUUCACCGACACAGAGGCACAGAUCGAAGAACUUCAGUCUCUCCUUGCCAACACAAAGCUCUCAGCCACUGCCUGGUCUCGAAAGGGUUUCAAGGUGCGAGCUGACACGUCGGUCCGCUCUGCGCUUGAUAUACUGUGUCUUGAUGGCGCGGACAUCAAUGAUUUGAUCCCCCAUAUCGAGUCUACAUCAGGUGUUGCCUACGUUCCCGAUUCAUUUGAUCCACUAAUCCGGACCCGUGUUGGUAUCGAAGGCCGCUAUGCCCCGUACCUUAAACGACAAGAGAAGAUGGCAAAGCGCUUCCAACAAGAUGAAAACCUCCUGUUGCCAGCCGACCUCGAUUACAGUACUAUCCACGGUAUUAGUACCGAGGAAAGGCAAGCACUCGAACGUGUUCGGCCUGCUAGUGUUGGCAUGGCGAGACGAAUUGAAGGCGUUACUCCUGACGGUGCACUUCGUUUGCUAUUGCAUGUGCGAAGACAUAGCGGCUUUAGCAAACAGAUUGCCGAUGCCGACAAGGAUUCCGCUGUGGCUGAGGUGCUGCAGUCUUCUUCACCUUGA